GUGGAUGAUCGCGCGCACUGAGCUCGCAAGUCAAGGCAGAGGACAAAUAAACAGGACUUCCUCCUUUAACAUUAACCGUAUUUUAUUAGGGCUGUUUUUUUAAAGUAUCACUCGCCAGAUAAACUAAUGUUCAACUAAACACAGUGAGCUAUAUCACACCUGUACUCACCUGAGGCGCCACAACACUUCCACUGCGCCCGCGUUCUGCGCUAAUUGAAGCGCUUCGCAAUAGGGCUUGACGGUCCCUCGCUGGCUUCCGUAGUCAUAGAGGAAACAUGGCUUCACCCUCAAGUAAGGCAUUUCUGUCCCUAGGUCGAAUAUAUAUUCCUCUCCUUGGAUUUAACAAAUCCUCCGGGAAAGUCACAUAUGCAACGGCUCUGUCUAUAAAUUCUUCUUCUGGAAAUAAAGGCCUUCCAGACAGAGGUGGUAGAGGAUCCUUAGGUCGAAGACCCCGAAGAGAUGCAGGGGAGCCCAGGACAGAAAAGAUGCCGGUAGAUCAGGACUGGACUGCAGUUUAUCCAGCGGCAGCCCCCUUCAGACCAAGCUCCGUCCCCCUCCCUGUGAGGAUGGGCUAUCCUGUGAAGGGGGGCAUUCCCCCAGAGAAGAAGGGCAAUUUGGAGCUAAUCAAGAUACCAAACUUUCUGCAUUUGACACCAGCAGCCAUUAAGAAACACUGUGAAGCUCUGAAGCCUUUCUGUACAGAGUGGCCCUCUGCCUUGGACACUGAUGCAAAGUGUGACGAGCAUUUCCCCAUUAAAGUAGAGAGCACAGACUAUGUGUCUGCUGGCCCUUCUCUCAGAAACCUUUCAGCUCGUAUUGUUCAUCUCAGAGUAAAGCUGUCCAGUUUGAACCUAGAUGACCACGCUCGAAAGAAAAUGAUCAAACUGGUUGGCGAGAGAUACUGCAAAGACACAGAUGUCCUCCGCAUCAAAACCGACAGCUGCCCACUGAGACAGCAGAACUAUGACUAUGCCAUGUACCUGCUAACUGUUCUCUACCAUGAGUCUUGGAAAACUGAGGCCUGGGAGGCUGAAAAGACUGUGGCAGACAUGGAGUACAGCUGGGAGGACAGCCCAUCUCAGAAGAAUGUCUUGGAUUUACUGCUACGCAUGAAAGUGGCAGGAGAGGGAGAUGGUGAAGAAGUGCGACAGCAGCUGCUGGGAAGGAGAGAGGUUCAGGAGUAUAAAGACUCUGUCACAAGGCUGAAGAAUGAAGGAGAGAGCGAGAGCGGCAUGCUGCAAUACAAAGAGGCAGUCAAGAAAGUAUUCAGUCUGUAAUAUCACAGUGACCAAUGCUUCAUAUGCAUAUGGAGCAAUAAGGAGCUGUAGUGAAGUCAGCAGAAGGGUUUUUACAUACUUGUUACCUCAUAAUUUUGGGGGCUCAUUAUUGUUCCUGUACAUAAUACAUCAGGAUAUUUCAACAUUAAGGGUCUCAAUGUGUUGUGUAUAUAUUCAAAAAUAUUUACUGGCAUAUGAGGUGCUCAUUAAUACAAAAAUAAAACUACACUGUGUGCUAAGUGUUACGCAUGAAAGACAAAAAAAAAGUGACAAAGUUUCAAUGCAAUAAAAGCUGCAUUC
This is a messenger RNA of Archocentrus centrarchus (flier cichlid), 1577 nucleotides long. RefSeq names its product mitochondrial ribosomal protein S35 (gene mrps35). NCBI's taxonomy places the organism in Eukaryota, Metazoa, Chordata, Actinopteri, Cichliformes, Cichlidae. Bases 276 to 1277 code for a protein of 333 amino acids. The record is from RefSeq and is a predicted model, not a curated record. Gene Ontology annotation, cellular component: mitochondrial small ribosomal subunit. Gene Ontology annotation, molecular function: structural constituent of ribosome. Gene Ontology annotation, biological process: mitochondrial translation. The transcript is spliced from 8 exons.